Messenger RNA from Cyphomyrmex costatus, 4219 nucleotides. Its product is annotated as probable multidrug resistance-associated protein lethal(2)03659. The record is from RefSeq and is a predicted model, not a curated record. Gene Ontology annotation, cellular component: membrane. The transcript has 14 exons. NCBI's taxonomy places the organism in Eukaryota, Metazoa, Arthropoda, Insecta, Hymenoptera, Formicidae. Gene Ontology annotation, biological process: transmembrane transport. Gene Ontology annotation, molecular function: ATP hydrolysis activity; ATP binding; ABC-type transporter activity. Bases 57 to 4112 code for a protein of 1351 amino acids.
GUAAGUGAAGGACCAUUGUACUUUUACAGAAAAAACUUCUCUGAAACAACGCCGUUAUGGAUGAGAAAGUGUAUACCGAAAAAGUGAAAAAUCCCAGAACGAAGGCGAACAUUUUCAGCAUCUUGACGUUUUCUUGGAUUCUACGCAUUUUCUGGGUAGGUUACCGCCGAGAUCUUGAAGUAACUGAUUUGUACACACCACUUAAAGAGCAUACAAGUGGUAUUCUUGGUGUUAAAAUAGCAAACGCCUGGAAAGAAGAAUGCGAGGCGUACCAGUAUCGGCUGGAACAGGCCGCAAAGAACGGAUUACAGAAGAAGGUCAAAGAACCCAGCUUGAUGAGAGUCCUCAUCAGGUGUUUCGGCUACAAAACUUUACUGUAUGGGAUCUUUAUGGCAGUUAUGGACAUCUUACUUAGGGUACUGCAACCGUUAUUGUUGGGUCAAAUGUUACGUUUCUUCAACACCACGGACGUCGACAAAUCCUACGCAUAUGGUUACGCCGUCGGUGUUAUUCUGUGUUCCGCUCUCAACGUAUUCGUUAUCCAUCCGUACACGAUAAGUAUGUUGCACAUGGGCAUGAAAGUCCGCGUGGCCUGUUGUUCACUGAUCUACCGCAAGACAUUGAAGUUGACCAAAACCGCGUUGGGCGAGACGACAAUCGGCCAGGCAGUCAAUUUGCUAUCUAAUGAUGUCAACAGAUUCGACAUCAGUAUCAUAUUUCUCCAUUCUCUGUGGCUUGGACCUUUGGAGACCAUCAUCAUCACGUACGUAAUGUACUACGUGAUCGACGUUGGAGUAUCGUCUGUCAUCGGUGUCGCUUUUCUGCUGAUGUUUAUCCCUUUACAAGGAUGGCUGGGCAAAAAAUCGUCAGAGUUGAGAUUAAAAACCGCUAUCAGGACCGACGCAAGAGUGAGAUUAACAAAUGAGAUCAUCAGCGGAAUCCAAGCCAUCAAAAUGUAUACCUGGGAGAAUCCGUUCAGCGCCCUCAUACAAAAUGCAAGAAGGAAAGAAGUUAAUGUCAUCCGAUGGGUUUCGUAUAUCAGGGGUGUCACCAUGUCUUUCAAUAUGUUUACUACAAGAAUGUCGCUGUUCAUCACGGUGCUGGCUUACGUGCUGUUCGGCUACAAAGUAACGGCCGACAAAGUGUUUGUAAUAACCGCCUAUUACAACAGCUUACGCACAACCAUGACUGUUCUUUUUCCGCAAGGGAUAACACAGGUAGCGGAAGCGAAAGUGUCCAUAAAACGAUUGCAGAAGUUCUUAAUGUAUGACGAACUGAUACCUUCUGAGAUUAAAGCAAAAAAAUACAAGAAAAAUGAUAAGGAAGAUGCAAAAGAGACUAAUAAGAAUGCAAAGGAGGAUAACCAAAUGGACGCGAAUAAUCCGAAAAAUUCAAAGGAAAAUUUGAUCAAGCAAAAUAAAAACGAUGAUACGAUCAUACACCAGUCGAACAAUGUCGAUUACAGCAUCUCCAUCGAAAACGGAAACGCUAAAUGGGUAAAUUAUGAACAAGAAGACACCUUAAAGAAAAUUAACAUGAAAGUGCGUCCCGGUGAACUGAUCGCUGUCGUUGGCCAGGUCGGCGCGGGCAAAAGCAGUUUGUUAAACGUCAUCCUGAAAGAAAUGCGUUUGCAAGAAGGUUCUAUUGAAGUUAACGGCAGGAUUGCCUAUGCCAGUCAAGAACCGUGGCUUUUCGCUGGUUCGGUUAGGCAAAAUAUUCUAUUCGGAAGAAAGAUAGAUCAGAUUCGGUAUGAUCGUGUAACCAAAGUAUGUCAAUUAAAGAGAGAUUUUAGCCUGCUGCCUUAUGGUGAUAAGACAAUUGUGGGCGAGAGGGGUAUUAGUCUUUCUGGUGGUCAGCGUGCUAGAAUAAAUUUAGCGAGAGCAGUUUACGCUGAGACUGACAUAUACCUUAUGGAUGAUCCUUUGAGCGCCGUGGACGCCCAUGUGGGCAAACACAUGUUUGAAGAAUGCAUCGACAAAUAUCUACGAGGCAAGACUCGGAUUCUCGUCACUCAUCAAUUGCAAUAUCUUCGUGACGUUGAUAGAAUUAUCGUCCUAAAGAAUGGAGUCAUCCAGGCUGAAGGCACUUAUGACGAGCUGGGCUCUAUGGGUAUGGAUUUCGGUCGGUUGUUGGAAAAUCAAGUAAAAAUGGAUGAAAAAUCCUCUCGACCUUCCUCGAUCUCCGUUAGCUGCAAUAGUUCUCGUACCAGCAUCACGUCGCUGAGUACCGUCAUGACAAAUGAUACUUCGAAACAGGAGCCUCAUGAGGUUACUGAAAUGCGAACGGUAGGUAAUGUUUCCGGUAAAGUAUACACGGAUUAUUUUCGCGCUGGCGGCAAUUGGUGCAUUAUAUUUAUAGUGACUAUGCUUUGUAUAAUGGCACAAUUAGCAGCUAGUGGUAGUGAUUUCUUUCUCGCACAAUGGAUUAAUAUAGAGGAAAAUUACAUGGAUCAAACGGACCACGGUGUUGUAGAAAAUCCGGAAAGUCCUCUUACUCGCAUGGAGUGCAUCUAUAUCUACAGUGGGUUGAUUGUGCUCACAAUCGGCAUAACCCUUAUUCGCUCAUGGACUUUCUUUUGGACUUGCAUGCGGGCCUCAAUGCGCUUGCACGAUCGUAUGUUUCGCAGCAUCAGCCGUGCUACUAUGCGAUUCUUCAACACUAAUACGUCGGGACGUGUACUUAAUCGGUUUUCCAAAGACAUGGGUGCGGUUGAUGAGAUGCUACCCGCUGCGUUUAUUGACUGCCUUCAGAUCGGUAUAGCACUACUGGGUAUUAUCAUUGUGGUAGCCACCGCGAACGUGUGGCUGCUGAUACCUACGGUGCUGAUUGGCAUUGUCUUUUAUUACAUGAGAAUCUUCUAUUUGGCCACCAGUCGUAGCGUCAAGCGUCUUGAAGGCAUCACACGUUCGCCGGUUUUUGGUCACCUGAGCGCGACACUUCAAGGAUUAUCGACGAUUCGCGCAUUUGGAGCGGAAGAGAUUCUCACAAAAGAGUUUGAUAAUUACCAAGAUAUUCAUUCAUCCGCGUGGUACAUCUUUAUCACGACCUCACGCGCUUUCGGCUUUUGGUUGGACGUUUUCUGCGUGCUAUACAUCACGUUGGUCACGUUAAGCUUCCUUGUGCUGAACAAUUACAGUCAAGGUUCAAUGGAUGGCGGAUACGUAGGUCUGGCGAUCACGCAGAGUAUCGGUCUCACCGGUAUGUUCCAGUGGGGCAUGCGUCAGAGCGCAGAGUUGGAGAACCAAAUGACCUCGGUGGAGCGCAUCCUUGAAUACAACAACGUAGAUAGUGAGCCUCCCCUCGAGAGCGCCCCAGAUAAAAAGCCCAAACCCGAAUGGCCGCAAGAAGGCAAGAUCGAGUUUAAGAACGUAUUCCUGCGCUACUCGCCAUUGGAGUCACCAGUGCUCAAAAACCUCAAUUUAGUCAUCUUUCCUCAGGAGAAAAUCGGCAUUGUCGGCAGGACCGGCGCCGGCAAGUCAUCUCUGAUUCAGGCAGUCUUCCGUCUGGCUAACGUGGAUGGUUUGAUUGAGAUCGACAAAAUCGAUACGAGUCAGCAUGAUUUCCGUUGCAAGAUCAGCAUUAUCCCGCAAGAACCAUUCCUAUUCUCCGGCAGCCUGAGACGUAACCUCGAUCCGUUCGAUUUAUAUCCAGACGAACCUCUGUGGCGAGCUCUUGAGGAGGUCGAAUUGAAGGAAAUAGGCUUGGAGGCCCACAUCAAUGAGGGCGGUUCCAAUCUCAGCGUCGGUCAGCGACAGUUGGUCUGCUUAGCGCGUGCUAUUGUGAAGAACAAUCCGAUACUCGUGCUAGACGAGGCGACCGCGAAUGUGGACCUGCGAACGGACGAGUUGAUUCAGACAACGAUCAGGAAAAAAUUCGAAAAGUGUACGGUGCUAACGAUUGCUCAUCGACUCAACACUGUUAUGGACAGCGAUCGCAUCCUGGUGAUGGACGCCGGCUACAUGGUGGAAUUCGAUCAUCCUCACGUGCUGCUGCAAAAGGAUACUGGCUACUUGAAAAGCAUGGUGCAGGAGACCGGAACAGCGAUGGCGGAGGCUCUGGCCGGCAUCGCUCGCGAUUGUUACUUGCAGAAUCAAGUGUUCACAGCGUUUUGAUGAGCCCACAUAUGUCGGAUUUGCGUCCAGAAAGAUUAAUUUAGUAUUGGGUUUAAUAUUGGAGCGCAAUUAAUAAUUAUAAACAUUCACUAUUCAUUACUAUAAUA